Messenger RNA from Drosophila rhopaloa, 3191 nucleotides. RefSeq names its product ubiquitin thioesterase trabid (gene trbd). Bases 570 to 2894 code for a protein of 774 amino acids. The record is from RefSeq and is a predicted model, not a curated record. Gene Ontology annotation, molecular function: cysteine-type deubiquitinase activity; K63-linked polyubiquitin modification-dependent protein binding. The transcript has 9 exons. Gene Ontology annotation, biological process: positive regulation of Wnt signaling pathway; protein K29-linked deubiquitination; cytoskeleton organization. Gene Ontology annotation, cellular component: nucleus; cytoplasm. NCBI's taxonomy places the organism in Eukaryota, Metazoa, Arthropoda, Insecta, Diptera, Drosophilidae.
CACCGAUAACUGUCGAUAGGCGGACAGAGAACCAGAUGAUUGCCCUCGCAAUAAUGUAAAAAAUAAAUAAUUAGCUGUUUCCAAAUAAUCCAAAUUCCAAAUUCCUUGCACUACGAUCUGCCGUGCGUGUGUGUGUCGCUGUGAGUGUGUCCGGGCAGUAUUGUGUCUCGCCCCCAAAACAACUACAACUGAAUAUUAAGCAAGAAAAGAGGAAAAGAAAAUCCCCAAACCGAAAAUCGAGUGAAAGUUUUCUCGUCUUUGUUUUGUAAUUGUGAUUUUCUUGCCUGCCAGCCCGCAUUACUGGCAAUAUUGGAUUGACGGCUAUAUCGACGCUGCUGCGGGCGCGGGUGGCUGACGGCGAUUAUAGCAAUACAAAUACCUAUAUAGCUAUUAUAGCGCUCGCGGGCCGAUUUCUUGGCCCUAUUGUGAUUGUGAUUGUGACAGUGUUAUAUAUUUAAAUCGAAUCGAAUCGCCGUCGCUGUCGCGUUUUCUGGGACUGCUGCAAAAGGCCUUGCGAAUUUCUGCGCCAGAGCAACUGCAUCACUCUGGCUGGCUCCGCACACAAAACGAUGUGCGAUACCAAAGACGAUGCGCAGAAAUGGAAAUGUGAAAUUUGCACCUACGAGAACUACCCAUCCUCGCUGAAAUGCACCAUGUGCCAGGCGUCGAAGCCGCUGCUCAACGAGGACAUCUUCCGUCUGAGUCCGGCCCAGGACAGCAGCUCUGUUGCGGAGGAGGCAGCUGCUGUUGAAGUGGCCGUAAUGUCGCCCACACCCUCGUCCACGUGCUACUCGCUCCAGCCGCAGAACCAGGCGCGGCAGAGCAACGUAGCGGACAGCGAAAAGUGGCCCUGCAAGGUGUGCACUUACCUCAACUGGCCGCGCAGUCUGCGAUGCAUCCAGUGCUGCACGAAGCGCGGAGGAGAGGCCAUCGAGAGGGGCAACAAGGACAACGAGGCGGAUGCGGAUCGUGCUGGAGAGGCACUGCAGGCACUUCGCAUCAGCGGAUCAGAAGAGAACCUGGCCAAAAAGCCGGCCCAGCUCAUCGGCGCCACGGCCUCCAAUCGCUUGAGCCUCAGUCCUGGCAUCGACGAUGCCACGCACCUAAACAAUCUCGCCAAUGCAUCCCACAACCAGUCGCAGUCCCAGCUACGACAGCCUGUCCACCAGCAGCAGAUGCAGCUCCAGCUGCAGCCCCAGCAACAACGGGAAUCCUCCUCCUCCGCCGCCGUCCCGCCGCCGCAGCAGAAGCAGUGCUAUGUGGCCAAGUGGGCGUGUAACUCGUGCACCUACGAGAACUGGCCGAGGAGCAUCAAGUGCUCCAUGUGCGGCAAGACGAGGGAGAUCAGUGGGUCGCAGAAUGACUUGCACGCCUCAUCCAGCUUAAACAGCCAGGAGGAGCAUCAGCAACAGCAACAGCAGCAAAACGUAGACACCGUCAGCGUCAACAACUCAUUCAAUAAGAAGCACAUUUACCAACUGGGUUCCUCGGAAACCAUCAACAACUGUGAUACGCUGCAAGAGCGGCAGGAGCGCCGCCAGCGUCAAAUCCGACGGCAGGUGGACUGGCAAUGGCUGAACGCCUGCCUGGGCGUCGUAGAGAACAACUACAGCGCCGUGGAGGCGUACCUCUCCUGCGGCGGCAAUCCCGCCCGCUCGCUGACCAGCACCGAGAUCGCCGCCCUCAACCGCAACUCGGCCUUCGACGUGGGCCACACACUGAUCCACCUGGCCAUUCGGUUCCAUCGCGAGGAGAUGCUGCCCAUGCUGCUGGCUCAGAUCUCCGGCUCAGGGCCGGGCAUCAAGCGUGUGCCGUCCUACGUGGCUCCCGACCUGGCGGCCGACAUCCGGCGCCACUUUGCCAACACCCUGCGCCUGCGCAAGUCCGGCCUCCCCUGCCACUAUGUGCAAAAGCACGCCACUUUCGCCCUCCCCGCCGAAAUUGAGGAGCUGCCAAUUCCCAUACAGGAGCAGCUCUACGAUGAGCUGCUCGAUCGCGACGCCCAGAAGCAACUGGAGACUCCGCCGCCGGCUCUGAACUGGUCGAUGGAGAUAACUGCUCGCCUCAGCUCCCGCAUGUUCGUCCUGUGGAACCGCAGCGCUGGCGACUGUCUCCUGGAUUCGGCCAUGCAGGCCACAUGGGGAGUCUUUGAUCGCGACAACAUCCUGAGGCGAGCACUCGCAGAUACUCUGCACCAGUGCGGGCACGUGUUUUUUACUCGCUGGAAAGAGUACGAGAUGCUGCAAGCUUCGAUGCUGCACUUCACGCUGGAAGACUCGCAAUUUGAGGAAGACUGGAGCACACUUCUCUCGCUGGCCAGCCAACCGGGCUCGUCCCUGGAGCAGCUUCACAUCUUUGCGCUGGCGCACAUCCUUCGACGUCCGAUCAUCGUGUACGGCGUCAAGUACGUAAAGAGUUUUCGGGGCGAGGACAUCGGUUAUGCGCGUUUCGAAGGUGUCUACUUGCCUUUGUUCUGGGAUCAAAACUUCUGCACCAAGUCACCCAUAGCACUGGGCUACACGCGCGGUCACUUCAGCGCCCUGGUGCCCAUGGAACCUUUCACCCGCAUCGAUGGGAGGCGCGACGAUGUGGAGGAUGUGACCUACCUGCCUCUGAUGGACUGCGAGCUGAAACUAUUGCCAAUACAUUUCCUCACGCAAUCAGAGGUGGGCAACGAGGAGUCGAUGAUGCGCCAGUGGCUGGAUGUGUGCGUAACCGAUGGAGGGCUGCUGGUGGCGCAGCAGAAGCUCAGCAAACGUCCAUUGUUGGUGGCCCAGAUGCUGGAGGAGUGGCUUAAUCACUACCGCCGCAUUGCACAAGUGAUAACGGCGCCCUUCAUUCGUCGCCCCCAAAUCACACACUACUCGAGUGAUGGCGACUCGGACGAGGAGUAGAUGCGGCACAUCCGACACCCAGCUUUAGAUUAGAUAUCUGCGCAUAUAAUUGAAUAUCCUUAUUUUGUAAUUUUGGCGAUCGGUAGCAGAUGACGUUGAGACGAGGAGAAUAAGUGCAGGUCCUACACAUUUGCACUCGCAGUUAGCUAAAGGAAACUAUAGAGAAUACAUAUGCAUAUAUUGCAAGCAGUUGAAAAGUUGUAGUUGUAACUAAAUUGAAAGCAAACUAAAGGUUAAGCAGCAAAGUACGAAAAUAGAUUGAUCGACGUAUGUAAAUCAUAUCCGUUCCCAAUUCAA